Molecule: messenger RNA, 471 nt
Organism: Ostertagia ostertagi
Lineage: Eukaryota; Metazoa; Nematoda; Chromadorea; Rhabditida; Trichostrongylidae
Source: the annotation of a GenBank genome assembly
AUGUUGACGUAUGAUCCAAAGGCUCGAAUAUCGCCAUAUUAUGCUGUCCGUCAUCCGUUCUUGAGACCAAGAACUACUUCUCAAGGCGGGCAAUCUGCAGCUGCGGACAGUCCCACGUACCAAUCAUCAAGAACUGGUCAAGACAUGUGGGGCAGUCAAAUGGACUGUAGUGAGGAUGCUGCUGCCCAGUCAUUUGGGAAUUCUUCGACCGUGGCAUCCUCAACCCAACAACCGCCAGCUGCUACAGGACAACUACGACCAGCUGUAGACGAAACACCCCAGUUCGGCGGACACUACUCACAUUCUACGGGAGAUGUAUUUCGCCAACCAUCCGGUCCGCAGCCACAUCGGAAUCCUAGUUUUGACGAGACCCCCUCUCGGUUACACAACAAAGUGCGAACAUUUACCUCACAAGCAGCUCAUCCAAAUCAUCACAGUAACCUGCAAUACACGCAGGGUUUAUAUAAUUGA